GUUUGUACCGCCGACCCUGUUGCAGACGAGCUCCGCCCCGUACCCGGAAUGGACCUGGGCGGUGUGUGGUGGGGGCGACGAGAGCAAGUGCCACCAUUCGCUGCCGCUAACGCGCCCAGAGGGAGACAAUACCGCGACGGACAUAGUCUCGUACACCGGAUGGUGCUACCACUGGUUCGCCUACUGGUGGGCGGUCGAAUUUCAGGACAAAAAACCCCGGCACAUCACGGGAUUUUCAGUGUUCAGGCGGAACAACAUUUACGACGGGAAUCAGAUUCAAAACGCGCUGAUCUACCUGAACGACAGUCCUUCGCCAGAGCCAGCGAAGACACCGAGCAUCGUACGCUACGACGGCACCUUCGUCCAGCUCGACAAACAGGUCUGGAAAAUCAAACUGGAAGCCACUGGUUUGAACUUUUGCGGCUUCUGGCUCUACGAAUCAACGCACCAUGCCACAUCUAGCGGCACUUUCGUGGAGCCUGCGCGCCUCUCCGUGACCGCGUCCAGUGUGUACAACAACCAGGCAACAUAUGCAGCCACGAACCCGCUAAACCGCC
Messenger RNA from Amoebophrya sp. A120, 557 nucleotides. NCBI's taxonomy places the organism in Eukaryota, Dinophyceae, Syndiniales, Amoebophryaceae. The record is from the annotation of a GenBank genome assembly.